AUGGAUUCUCAGGAUACAACCAGAUCAGGAUGGCACCAAAGGACAAGGAAAAAACGACUUUCAUCACAUUAUGGGGGACUUUCUGCUAUAAAAGUCAUGCCAUUCGGACUAAAAAAUGUCAGAGCCACUUACCAAAGGGCUAUGGUAACCCUUUUUCAUGACUUAAUGCACAAGGAGGUUGAGGUUUAUGUCGACGACAUGAUCGUUAAGUCGCGAAAUGAGAAAGACCAUGCGUUAAACUUGGAAAAAUUGUUCGAGAGGCUCCGGAAGUGCCAAUUGAAGUUAAAUCCUGAAAAAUGUACCUUCGGUGCUACGUCCGGGAAGCUAUUGGGGUUUAUAGUGAGUGAGAAAGGGAUUGAGGUAGAUCCUGACAAGGUCAAAGCCAUUCGAGAGAUGCCUAGCCCAAAGUCUGAAAAGGAAGUGCGAAGCUUCUUAGGUAGGCUCAACUACAUUGCUCACUUCAUAUCUCAAUUAACCACCACUUGCGAACCCAUCUUCAAGCUGCUGAGAAAGAACAACCCAGAAAAGUGGAACAAAGAGUGUCAAGUGGCCUUUGAAAAAAUAAAGGAGUACCUUUUGAAUCCCCCAGUACUAGUGCCACCAGUACCCGGAAGGCCUUUAAUCUUGUACUUGGCGAUUUCAGAAAACUCCAUGGGUUGCGUAUUGGGCCAGCAUGAUGAGACCGGGAGGAAAGAAAGGGCCAUUUAUUACCUUAGUAAGAAGUUCACAGAUUAUGAGUCUAAGUACUCUGAUCUGGAAAAAACAUGUUGCGCUUUGGUAUGGACGGUCAGUAGGCUGAGGCAAUACACCUUGUAUUACUCCACCUGGUUGAUCUCCAAAAUGGACCCAAUCAAGAAAGCUAUCAAAGGUAGUGUCAUUGCCGAAUACCUAGCUGAAAGAGCCGUGGAGGAUUACCAACCUAUGGAGUUCGAAUUCCCAGACCAAGAUAUAGACUCCCUAACCCAAGGAGAAGAAGACCUCGAAGAAUGGAGGAUGUUGUUCGAUGGGGCAGUCAAUGUUUGGGGACAUGGGAUAGGUGCGGUGCUCAUAUCUCCCGAUGGGAAACAUUAUCCAGUGGUAGCUAAGCUCAUCUUCCCUUGUACUAACAACGUAGCCGAAUACGAGGCAUGUAUAUUGGGUUUGCGGACUGCUUUAGAUCGGGGUGUCAAGCGACUAAUAGUAAGAGGAGACUCGACCUUGGUCAUCCACCAGCUAACCGGAGAAUGGGAAACCCGCGAUUCCAAGCUAGUACCGUAUCGAGAGUAUAUUCAAAAGAUGAUAGAAGGGUUUGACAGUAUUAGUUUCUCUCACACGCCAAGAGAAAACAAUGUAAUGUCUGAUGCACUAGCCACACUGGCAGCUUUAUUCAAGGUAGAAGAAGGGGUGAAGAUCGAAACUAUUCAGAUCAGAGUACAACCCGAACCUGCCCACUGCACGGUAAUAGAGGAGGCCGACGGAAAACCGUGGUUUUAUGAUAUCAAAACCUACAUCCAAAAUGAGUAUCUUGAAGGGGCAGCCAGUAAUGAUCGAAGGACUAUCAGAAGGUUGGCCAUAGGUUUCUUCUUAGAUGGUGAAAUUUUGUACAAAAGAAAUUAUGACAUGGCCCUCGUACGGUGUGUAGAGGCACAGGAGGCCCGACAAGUCAUGCAUGAGGUUCACGAGGGGGUCUGCGGUACCCAUGUCGGAGGCCACUCAUUGGCACGAAAAAUACUUAGGAGCGGGUAUUAUUGGAUGACCAUGGAGAAAGAUUGCAUUAACUACGCCCGAAAGUGCCAUAAGUGCCAAGUUUAUGGUGAUCGGAUCCAAGUCCCACCGGCCCCACUUCAUGUUCUCUCCCGCACCUUGGCCCUUUUCAGCUUAAGGCAUGGAUAUGAUUGGGCCAAUAAGCCCAAAGGCUAG
Messenger RNA from Malania oleifera, 1899 nucleotides. RefSeq lists its product as uncharacterized. Gene Ontology annotation, molecular function: nucleic acid binding; RNA-DNA hybrid ribonuclease activity. The record is from RefSeq and is a predicted model, not a curated record. The transcript is spliced from 2 exons. Bases 1 to 1899 code for a protein of 632 amino acids. NCBI's taxonomy places the organism in Eukaryota, Viridiplantae, Streptophyta, Magnoliopsida, Santalales, Ximeniaceae.